Corylus avellana is the source of this 1327-nucleotide messenger RNA. Its product is annotated as putative magnesium transporter NIPA2. Gene Ontology annotation, molecular function: magnesium ion transmembrane transporter activity. Gene Ontology annotation, biological process: magnesium ion transport. Gene Ontology annotation, cellular component: membrane. Lineage: Eukaryota; Viridiplantae; Streptophyta; Magnoliopsida; Fagales; Betulaceae. The record is from RefSeq and is a predicted model, not a curated record.
UAGCAUCGUCAUCGGAUUUAAACCAGUUGAUUUUUUUUGUUUGUUAAAUGAAUUAGACCAACCAAACCAAUCGAUUCUUGAAAUGAUCAUGGAGAUGGGAUUUUAGCCCCAUUCCCGUUUUGCAGUGUGCCAAGAAGGGAUUACUUGGAUUGGAUAUCUUGGCCCUGCAAGAUUUAUUUUUUCGUCUAUUAUCUUUUCUGAUCAAUGGGGAUAUCAUCCGACAAUGUCCAUGGACUUGUUUUGGCCGUCUCAUCAAGCAUUUUUAUUGGGUCUAGCUUCAUUAUCAAGAAGAAAGGUCUUAAAAAAGCUGGGACUACAGGAACUAGAGCAGGAUCGGGAGGGUACACGUACUUGUAUGAACCUUGGUGGUGGGUUGGAAUGAUAACAAUGAUUAUUGGGGAGAUAGCGAAUUUUGCUGCUUAUGCAUAUGCGCCUGCAAUUCUUGUAACCCCCUUGGGAGCUUUAAGUAUUAUUUUCAGUGCAGUGCUAGCUCAUUUUAUUUUAGAGGAGAAAUUGCAUGUCUUUGGAGUGCUGGGAUGUGUUCUCUGUGUGGUUGGCUCUGUAAGUAUUGUCUUGCAUGCUCCUCAGGAGAAAAAUAUUCAUUCUGUUAAGGAAGUGUGGCAUCUCGCUACAGAGCCAGGAUUCAUUGUUUACACUUGCUUGGUCGUGAUUCUGGUUGGUGUUCUCAUUUUUCGGUAUGUCCCACGCUAUGGGCAAACACAUAUGGUGGUGUACAUUGGAAUUUGUUCUCUCAUGGGCUCUCUCACGGUUAUGUGUGUCAAGGCAGUGGGGAUCGCUUUGAAGCUUACAUUUUCAGGAAUGAAUCAAUUUACUUACUUCCAGACAUGGUUUUUCACUGUGGUUGUGGUAGCGUGUUGCCUUCUGCAGAUCAACUACUUGAACAUGGCUCUGGAUACCUUUAACACUGCCGUCGUAUCUCCUGUUUACUAUGUCAUGUUCACAUCGCUCACCAUAUUUGCGAGCAUGAUCAUGUUUAAGGAUUGGGACUCACAAAAUGCAUCACAGAUUGCAACUGAAUUGUGUGGCUUUGUAACGAUAUUAUCAGGGACAUUUCUCCUUCACAAAACCAAGGAUAUGGGAAAUAGCAAAACUUUGGAAUCCCCUGUUUUUGCAAGCCCAAGCAUCCGCAGUUCAAACUCAAUUUCAGGAUAGAAACAUAUAUAUAUGAGGUUUAGGCAACACUAUGGUCGUCUCUUAGCUAUACCCCCCCAGGUAAAAAGUACUUCUGAAAUUGACACAAGUUUGAUGUGAUGCACACAUGGGAGAUUGAGGGUAGAACAUAAAUUUGUAAAGCUUGGGACUUGGC